GCGGGCAUUGAGUCGGGAGGUAGCUCCCUAUCCGCUCUGGGGCCCGCUCCCUCCUUCGUGCUGCCCAGGAUGGUACCGCCCAGGGCCCUGCGCUGGCCCUGAUCCCCCCCUCUGGGAGAUGGUGCAGGCCGGGGGCUCCUCGCCCCCCCGCCGCCGCCUCGGCGGCCGCCGCCGCCGUCGCCGCUGACCCGCGCCCCCGCCCCAUGGCCGCCGCGGCGCCGCCCCCCCCUGACAAGCUGGAGGGAGGAGGCGGCCCCGCUGCGCCGCCAGCGCCGCCCAGCACCGGGAGAAAGCAGGGCAAAGCCGGUCUGCAAAUGAAGAGCCCGGAAAAGAAACGGCGCAAGUCAAAUACUCAGGGCCCUGCAUACUCACACCUGACGGAGUUUGCACCACCCCCGACCCCCAUGGUGGAUCACCUGGUGGCAUCCAACCCAUUUGAGGAUGACUUUGGGGCCCCCAAAGUUGGGGGGGCGGCUCCUCCAUUCCUCGGCAGCCCUGUGCCCUUUGGUGGAUUCCGUGUACAAGGGGGCAUGGCAGGCCAGGUGCCCCCAGGCUAUGGUGGUGGAGGUGGAGGCGGGCCUCAACCACUUCGACGACAGCCUCCUCCUUUCCCCCCCAAUCCAAUGGGUCCUGCCUUCAAUAUGCCCCCUCAGGGCCCUGGGUACCCACCCCCAGGUAACAUGAACUUCCCCAGCCAGCCCUUUAACCAGCCCUUGGGCCAGAACUUUAGCCCUCCGGGGGGGCAAAUGAUGCCAGGGCCUGUGGGGGGGUUUGGACCCAUGAUUUCACCUACUAUGGGGCAGCCACCCAGAGGGGAGCUGGGCCCUCCUUCCCUUCCCCAACGUUUUGCCCAGCCAGGUGCUCCCUUUGGGCCCUCACCACUUCAGCGGCCUGGUCAGGGGCUCCCGAGUCUGCCCCCCAAUACAAGCCCCUUCCCUGGUCCUGAUCCUGGCUUCCCUGGUCCUGGGGGAGAGGAUGGAGGGAAGCCCCUGAAUCCUCCUGCAGCAACUGCCUUCCCCCAGGAGCCUCAUUCAGGCUCACCUGCUGCUGCUGUCAAUGGCAACCAGCCCAGUUUUCCCCAGAACAGUGGUGGUCGGGGUGGGGGCACCCCAGAUGCCAAUAGCUUGGCACCUCCAAAUAAGACAGGUGGGGCAUCGGGGCACCAGCCCCCUCCCGGCUUGGUGUACCCGUGUGGGGCAUGCCGCAGUGAAGUGAAUGAUGACCAGGAUGCCAUUUUGUGUGAGGCAUCAUGUCAGAAGUGGUUCCACCGAGAGUGUACUGGCAUGACAGAGAAUGCCUAUGGGCUGCUGACCACCGAAGCUUCGGCUGUCUGGGCCUGUGAUUUCUGCCUCAAGACCAAGGAGAUCCAGUCAGUGUACAUCCGAGAGGGCAUGGGGCAACUAGUGGCUGCCAAUGAUGGGUGAAUGGGCACGUUUGGUGUGGGACCAGGCAGUUGAACCUUCUCGAGGACCAUGGACUUUUCUCCUCUUGGGGCUCUUGGUCCCAGCUUCCCACUCAGGCUGGGAGGAGGCAUAGUGACUCCUUGGGCAGGAGAAUGCCUAGAUCUCCUUGGAACAUGCCCAUGAAGGGCUAAGGAAAAAUCCCCUGGGAAGCCAAAGCCCCACUGAGCAGUGCCAUUCUCUGAUUGUCCAGGGUAUCUUAAAGAGGAAAGGACAGAGGGGUAGGAGGAGUAGACAUCAUUGGUUAGGGACUGCAUUUCUUUGCUGGUGUUGGAUGCCUUCUGUGCCUAACACUCCUACCCAGCCUCACUCUGAGGGAUAAACUCUAGAAUGUUUUUUCCUCCUCUGGCCAGAGGUCAUUGUCAGGGUUUCCCAUUCCUUCAGUGGCCUACCACGGGGUGUUAGCCCAAUGCAGAAGACAGUAUUAGACAAUGAGUGGAACCAGUUGGUUGGGGUCAUCCAUUAUUUCUUUUUUUUUUUUUAUUUUUUUUUAGUGAGGCAAUUGGGGUUAAGUGACUUGCUCAGGGUCACACAGCUAGUAAGUGUUAAGUGUCUGAGGCUGGAUUUGAACUUGGGUACUCCUGACUCCAGGGCCAGUGCUCUAUCCACUUCGCCAUCUAGCUGCCCCAUAUCCAUUAUUUCUAACUAUCCCCUUUCUACUGGCUUCCCUCUGGAACCAAAAGGCUUUGAGGAAACUAGAUGAAGGUCUGAACCAUAACAGAGUCCUAGAGAUUUUGGUGGGAGCAAGAUCAGAAUGGUUGAGAGAUGAUAUUCUUAAGCCAGCCCCCUCCUCAUACCAAAGUCACAGGUCCCUCCCUCCAUCCCCAACUUCAGCCUAUUCAUCUCCUGGUCCAUGUCAUGCUUCCUCACCCCCAUCACUUUGUACAUCUCUUAUACAUUAACCUAAACCACUUUUUCAAAAUCUACCCUUUCCCCAUAGCUCCUAUGUCUUCCGCUGUGCUGAGAGCCCAAGGAAAAAAUGGAAGCCCCCCAACAUUUUUUUAGUCAUUUAUUUCGGGUGAUCUCAUAAGAUAAAAGUGAAGGUUUUGUCUUACCCCUCUGAAUGGGGCAGGGUCCCCUCUCCCCUCCCCCCAAUAUCCUGGGAUCCUUAUUGAAAGCAGAGUGGGGAGAAUUGGAUGUUUUCAUACUUUUCACUCCCCAGGUCCCUCAUCUUUCAAGGCUUAAUAAUGAUCCAGCAGCUUAAAAUCUGAUUCUCAUCAGCCCUUGACAGUGUUUUCUUUUUCUUUUUUUUUUUGUGGGGCAAUGGGGGGUUAAGUGACUUGCCCAGGGUCACACAGCUAGUAAGUGUCAAGUGUCUGAGGCCAGAUUUGAACUCAGGUACUCCUGAAUCCAGGGCCAGUGCUUUAUCCACUGUGCCACCUAGCUGCCCCCUACGGUGUGUUUAAUUUUCUGAUAAAGCCACUUGGCUGAUGGAGACAGAUGACUACAGAUAGGGCCUCUCCGGUUGGUCCACUCUGGUUCUGAGGCAUGUGGAUACCUCACUUGCCCUCUUUCCACCCAAAUGAAACCUUCAGCUUACAUAUCAGCUCCCCAAUAGUGAUUGGGGGGUGAAGUUAGUCAUCUGGAAGGAAUUAGCAGCCUCUAGCUGUGGGUACUCACUCCCUUAGUUGAGGAGAGAAUAAUGGAAAAGGGCCAAGAUAUUUUUUGCCCCUAUUCCUUAACCACAUGCCCUGGUCUUUUUUCCCCGCCCCCCCCCCCCAGCCGGGCACCCUGGCAGUUUUCCCCAGAUAACUCCAAGGCAAGGACAUUGACCAUUUAAGUUUCUUGUCUGUUCUGCUAAUACUCUAACUAUACUCUUAACGAGCUAAAGCUCUUAAUUCCUGUAGAGAGCUGACCUGUGUUCCCAUCCCUCUUUCCUGGAAAAAAAGAACAACAAAAACAAAACGUGAGAAGUAACGGCACAGAUGGACAGCCACAAAAUAAUUAAUUUUGUGUUUUUUAGUUUGCCUCUGGUGUCCCUUCCCAUUAUCUAUUGCUAUUUUUGUGCAUUUCCCCUCUAUUUUUUUCUUUCCCCUGUUUUGUAAAGCGCUGCCCUUCCAUCCACUAAAAAUAGGGUGGAGUGGGUGGAGGUGGAUCAGUGUUGGUGGGGCCUUUGGUCUUUUUGUAUGGUUGGAUUUAUAAAGUGACUUGAAAAACCA
Molecule: messenger RNA, 3619 nt
Organism: Dromiciops gliroides (monito del monte)
Lineage: Eukaryota; Metazoa; Chordata; Mammalia; Microbiotheria; Microbiotheriidae
Gene: PYGO2
Product: pygopus family PHD finger 2
Exons: 3
Coding region: 204-1424 (406 amino acids)
Biological process (GO): kidney development; spermatid nucleus differentiation
Source: RefSeq, a predicted model, not a curated record